GUCCGCUGCCGCCGUUUUUCGCGUAACCGUCGAGCCGCCGCCACCGCCGUCAGUUCGUCCCGGCCCGUCGUCCCUGUCGCGCGCGCCGCCACCGACGACGACGACGACGACGACGACGACUCUUCAUCCAUUAAAUAUCACACACAUUUCGCCGCCACCGAAAUCGUCACAGUGACCGAUGGCCAAGCCCAGUGCGCUAAGCCCGCGCCGGGCGCACUGCACGCUCAACUGUUACACUUGCAACAACAUACUGCAACAGCGGUACAGACACAAAAUCGUGGAUAGCGUGAAGAGCAAGGAAAAAUGUCUAAGGCCAAGUGUAGCGGAUUUAAGCUGUGACGAAGAGGUGGGUGUGCUAAUGAAACGAUGCUGGACCGAAGACCCCGCCGACCGACCUGAUUUCACCACACUCAAAGCAGUCAUACGGAAAUUAAACAAGGACUACGAAAGCAACAAUAUUCUUGACAACUUGUUAUCUCGCAUGGAGCAGUAUGCCAACAAUCUAGAAGCGUUGGUCGAAGAAAGGACUGCAGACUAUUUGGAAGAAAAAAGAAAAUGCGAAGAACUACUGUAUCAAUUGCUUCCAAAGUCUGUUGCUAGUCAGUUGAUUUUGGGACAAUCAGUGGUGGCUGAAACUUAUGACAACGUGACAAUUUACUUCAGCGACAUCGUAGGUUUCACGUCUCUGAGCGCCGAGAGCACUCCACUCCAAGUGGUAGAUCUGCUCAACGAUCUUUACACGUGUUUCGAUUCUAUAAUAGAGAAUUUCGACGUGUACAAGGUAGAAACCAUCGGUGACGCGUACAUGGUCGUGUCCGGACUUCCGGUUCGCAACGGAAACUUACACGCCCGCGAGAUAGCCCGAAUGUCACUCGCUCUGCGAUCAGCCGUUCACAGUUUCACCAUCAAACACAGACCAGACGAUCAACUCAAGUUGCGUAUCGGCAUGCACACUGGACCUUGUGUGACCGGAGUGGUCGGACUUAAAAUGCCGAGAUACUGUUUAUUUGGAGACACGGUCAACACAGCCUCGAGAAUGGAAUCCAACGGACAAGCGUUGAAAAUCCACGUGAGCCCGCAAACAAAAGAAGUGCUCGACACGUUUGGCACGUUCGACUUGGAACUCAGAGGCGAAAUCGAGAUGAAGGGAAAAGGAAAAGUUACGACGUACUGGCUGUUGGGCGAGAAGACUCCAACCACCGAAAUGGCACCUGUGCUUCCGGUGAAACCGAUCGGAUCGUUUUCGAAAUUGCACGCCGCCAACAGCGUCGGGUCAUCGUCUACCAAGUCCGUGGCCAACAGCAUAGCCAACCACAACAAUAUCAGCGCGUCCACGCCGCUCUUGCAAGGCGACAACGGUUAAGAAGAUUCGUCCGAUUUAGUAUUAUUUUUUUAAAAUUUUUUUUUUUUAUAUAUACGUACAUAAAAAUAAUUAUAUUAUUACUAUAGUCACUCAGGAAAACAACCGUCACCCCUCUUCCCCUCUUCCCCUCUCCAUAAACCAUCUACGCCACUUCACCCGCCCUGCAACAACGAUCGCUACUGAUCCACUCUCGUUUAUUCAAACGGUAAUAUGUACGCAAUACGCAUAAGUACUUCCUGUAUAUUAUUAUACUGUCUGCUGCAGUCUAAAACUUUCCUUCUCGAUCGCAAACCCCUCCCCGUUCGUCGUCCUUUCGCACUCACCCGCAGUCACGAUUUUCGUCACAUACGCACGUCGUAGGUACCUACGUAAACGUUCUGCAGACUACCUAUGUAAUAUAAUAAUAUUGUAACAAUCAUAAUAUUAUCGUCUGUCGCGACGAGAGUCGGCAUCGACGACAGACGGUUUAAUGUAUAUAUAUAUAUAUAUAUAGGUACCUAUAUUAUACUCGUAUAUAGAUAAGUCGCAGAUAAACGAAAAUCGAUAGCAAAAGCAUUUCACCAUUGGCGCGUAGAGACGAUAGUACCACGGCGUUAUGACGAGUCGACGCUCGUACUCCUUAGUCAAGUUAGAGUCAGACCAUCUCUCACGACGAUACGUAAAUAAUAAUAAUAUAUAAUAUAUCGUAUGAAAUGGACCGAUGACGACUGCCGUUGGUCUCUCCUUGCACAGCAGCCGUCCAGACCAAAAUAUUGCCAAUUCAAAAAAUGUUGUAAAUACUAGGGGUAUACCUACUAAAUAAAAUGUAUUCCGCGGCAGGAUGAUAAUAAUAUUGUACAGCUCACGUGAUCAAGUCCGGUCGUGCGAUGUGCGCAGCUGCAUGUAGUGUAAUAUUAUAAUAUCAUACGAUAUUAAAUUGCGAAAUAACGUGGUUGUGUGCGUGUGUGUGGGGAGUUGAUGUUAGUACGAUGAAUGGGUGGUUUGAGGGGAGGAGGUCUCUGUGUUUAGGGAUAUGGUGAGCGUGUGGAUACGAGGUGAUCGUAAAAUGCAUAAUAUUAUAGUAGUAUUGUACGGUAUGACUGUGGGUGUCUGCAACACGACACAACGACAGAAAAUCGAACGGCAACGUCGCGACCAGAGGAUGACGACGAUAAUUAUUAUUAUUAUUGUACCUACCGCGGGCGAAUCGACAGACGAUGUGUAUAAUACGUAGGUUACCUUACUACCCGUUUUAAGUAACCAUCAGUACCGUGAUGAAUUGUUUUAGGUGCGUGCAAUGUGGUUGUAGCAGCAUAAUAAUAUCCGCGGUGGUGCUGUGAUUGUUGGGGGGGGAGGGGUUAAUCGUAAGUACGGCACACUUUGGCAGUAAAUAUGCAUUAUCGUCAUUCGUUGUAAUAAUCCCAUUCAGAAUCGUAAUUACCUCUACCCAUAUUAUUAUGGACAUAACUAUAUAAACACGUGUAGUUACGUGAGCAUGAUAACAUAUUGUGAGUAUACCUACCUGUAAGAUCAUGAUACCACUGCUGCAGGAACGAAGACAACCAUGAUUGGUCUCGUGAUUGAAGUCGGUGGUUAUGAGGGAAAAGUGUUCGUAAACAAUAAAAAAAACUUCCCCGUCCCAGGCGUUAUAAUUGUCACAAAUCCUAAUUUAUAAUAUUGUAUAUUAUAAUAAUAGGAUUAGAUAAUAUAAUAUUAUGUACGUUGGCGAGCGGGAGGAAUAAUAUUGUCAGACUAUGGAUAAUGUUAGGUAUAUGACGACAUAUUAUUAUUGUUAUUAUUAUAUUAGAUUUCAAUAUUUUCUCUUUGUGGCAUGCAAGAUUACACACUUUCAUUGUACUUAAAAGUAAUUUAUAUUCCCAUUUUAUAAAAAUAUCAUAUUAGGUAUAUUAUAAUAAAUCAAGUAGAUAAGAUUUUAAUAACAUAUAUUAUAGGUGCCCGCGAUCUAGGCAUAUUGAUACGUUCAGAUAAACAGCAGACCCUGUGAUAGGUACACGACUACACAAGUACUGUAAUUCCUGACUACCGUUCCUAAAGUUGUGAAGACAAGCUAGUUAAAAAUUCAAAAGUGUAGUAGGAAAUAUUUUUUUCUGUAAAUUGUAUUUCAAUUACUUAUUGAUCAAAAAAAUAAUUUACACAAAAAAUAAAAAUAAAGCGUCUAAAAUAUAAUUAAUAUGUUUAUGUUUUGUUAUGUAAUACCUACAAAUUGUUUUAAUUAAACGCUUUGUUAUUUUACCAAAUACAGACAGUUUCGUUAAAAAAAGAUUAGCAAAAAAAGAAAUAGGUUUCAUAAAAAAUAAUUCGCAGUCUGGGAAUCGUCAGGUUAUUUACUCUGAUGCAGUUACAUAUAGGUAUUAACAUUAAGUAUUAAAAUAAUAUUUUACAACACAAUUGUUUUUUCACCCAUUCAGUUCCUAACGAGUAACAGUAACUCGAAUAAAAAAAAAGAAAGAAAAGUGUACGACCUGACUACCAAACUGCGAACCAAACUGAACAUAGUUCAUAUUAUUUUUCUAAAAGCGUAAUAACCGAACUAUAUACGGUUAUUAGAUUUCAUUUUCAUAUCGUAAAAUAACUUUUAACCAAUGCUCUCGAAAAGAAAACGAAAAAAAAUUUAAAAAAAUGAACUCGCCUGAGCUUCGUCAAAGCCUUGCUCGUUUUUCCACACGUAUAGGUGCGAACCUAUAAAAUAAAUACCUAAUGCUUCAAGGUAGGUAGAUAAUAUGACGUCGUCGUGCGUCCAAUCAUCAUUAUUUACUUAAUAGUAAUUAUAAAAUAUAACGAUACAUAAAUAUGGUACCUAUAUCAUAGACCUGCAGCUCGUACAAAUAAAGAUAGGAUUGGGUGCUGUUUUUUUUCUUUCAAUAAAACGCUAAUUUUAUUCACGGACACCGACGGUUGUUAGUACCACCUGUAAAGAUUUCCUUCCCGUGGGUCUUACACAUUUCAUAAUAUUUCGAUCGCGUCGAUGUUGUUGUUAUUGUUAUUAUUAUGUAGGUAUGCAAUGGUGGUAACGAGUAGACUAUUUAAUUUUAAAAAAAAAAACCAUAGAAGCAUGCCAAUUAUUGUUAUUAUUAUAAUAUUAUGUUAUUGAAAUUAAAUUAUUUUGUAAAACGGUUCGUCGUUGCGCGAUAGGGUCGUAUAGAUACCAAAAACAACGGCGGCGGAGUGUUAUAGUUCUGCACCAUAAUAUAUAUAAAUACUAUGUGUUAUUGAAGUUAAUUUAUCGAUGAGAUACGUAGGAAAGUUGUAGGUAUUUAGUAUUUUUGAUACGUAUUUGAUCGUUCUUGUAAUAUAAUAUAAGAGACUCUCUCUGUCUCGUCCCUCCUCUUCCUCCCUCUCCCAUCAUUUUAUACAAUUUGUUUUAAUGUCUAAUAAUAUUUACAUUUUACAUUAGUGACGCGUACCAUUUUCAUUCGUAUUACAUAGUAUUAUAUAAUAAUAUUAUCGGUACGCUUUUUGUUUUAGUAAUAAUAAUAAAAAUAAAAAAAUAAUCCAUACGUUUUAAGUAUGAGUCUAUAUAUAUACUAUGAUAUUAUUAUUAUUAUGUAUAAAGUUAAAUAUUAUUAUAAUACCAAUGUUAUAUUAUAAUAACAUUUUACCUAUUCGUUUUCAGCAACGUGUAAGCUGUGUACAUUCGAUGUGAUUGCAUUAUUAAUAAUAAUAAUAUGAGUUAGUGAUUAAUAUUACUUUAUUAUGUUGUGUUUUUUUUUCACACUAACAAUACUUUUGUGGGUACUUCCCAAAAAAUAUUUUACGUGUACAAUAAUAUCGACAUUAUGUCGAACCAAUGGUAAACUAAGUACUGUAUGCUGCACGUGUUGCAAAUAGACAUGCUUAAGCUUAACGUUUUAACAGUUAUUUUUUUCCUCGAGCAAAAUAUUCAAGUGUGACAAAUAUUGUCCUGAGUUUUUUUUCAAAACCAUUCUAGUAAUCGCAUUAAUAGGUCCGUGACUAUAAUACGGCCCAGCUAGAAAACUCAAAAUGAUUACAAUAUAUUAUACAGACUCCUUGGAGUUUUAAGACAAUCAUAAUCAA
Molecule: messenger RNA, 5398 nt
Organism: Acyrthosiphon pisum (pea aphid)
Lineage: Eukaryota; Metazoa; Arthropoda; Insecta; Hemiptera; Aphididae
Product: atrial natriuretic peptide receptor 1
Exons: 8
Coding region: 179-1363 (394 amino acids)
Biological process (GO): intracellular signal transduction; receptor guanylyl cyclase signaling pathway; cGMP biosynthetic process
Cellular component (GO): plasma membrane
Molecular function (GO): adenylate cyclase activity; guanylate cyclase activity; peptide receptor activity
Source: RefSeq, a predicted model, not a curated record